AUGAAUGUACAUGGACAAUGGCCCGAUCCUUAUAAGAAGACUUAUGGUGCUAUUUGGCCAUUGCCUCAAAAUAUCCAGAAUUCCUCGAAAAUUUGGUCGAUAGAUCCUAAAAAUUUCAAGAUAGAAUCUGAUUAUCAAUGCGAUAUUAUCACUAAUGCUAUUGAUCGUUACACUAAACGGCUUUUCCCUAUAUCUAAUAAAAGAUUAAAAAUCAGCAAAUUGAAGCAAAAUCCGCAAAAUGCACUUGGUGCAGCUAAGGAUCAACUUGGUGCUUUACAUAUCAAUAUUUUAAUUGCUUGUCCCUCUGGUUUUCCGCCAUAUAAUAUGGACGAAAGCUAUGAAUUAGAUGUGACACAAAAGAAAGCGAUAUUAUCAGCCAAUGAAGUUCGAUUCACUUCUAUAGUUUGGGGAGCUCUUCGAGGAUUGGAAUCAUUCUCGCAUAUGGUAUACUAUAAUAAAACGAGUGGCUAUCAAAUUCGUGCCGAGAUUGUCAAAGAUUUCCCACGAUUUCCGCAUCGCGGUGUUUUAUUGGACACAUCCAGACACUUUCUGUCCGUAAAUGCCCUGAAGGGGAAUAUCGAUUUAAUGGCACAAAAUAAAUUUAAUGUAUUUCACUGGCACAUGACCGACACUGAAUCUUGCCCAUAUUCCUCGAGAGUUCUGCCCAAAUUGGAUCACGGAGCAUAUGACGAUAAACAUAAAUAUACAAUCGAGGAAAUUACGGAUGUCAUAGCAUAUGCUCGUUUACGAGGUAUAAGAGUUAUUCCGGAGUUCGAUUCACCAGCCCAUGUUGGAUCGUGGGGCAAAGGUUAUCCGAAUAUUUUGGCGAAAUGUUAUGCAGAAGGAUUUAUUAUCGAUUCAUUCAAGAGUAGUAUUCUCGAUCCAACUAAGGACGAGACGUGGGAUUUCCUCGAAACACUUUUCCGGGAAGUGUAUCAAAUUUUUCCCGAUGAAUUUAUACAUAUUGGUGGGGAUGAAGCUUAUUAUUGGUCCGAACCAUGUUGGAAAAAUAAUAAAAACAUUAGUGAUUUUAUGAAAGAAAUAUUUGAAUCUGGUGCUCAACUAAUGAACUCAAUUAUUCAAGUUUGGCAAGGAAAUACAUAUCGCGAAAGAAUGGAAUACAUGCGUCGUAUUACAGAUGCAGGAAUAUUUGCUAUAUUAUCAUCAUGUUGGUACUUAAAUGAUAUAGCAAGCUUACGGGAUUGGAUUAUAUUCUACCAUUGUGAUCCAGCGGAAUUUGACGGCAGUGAAGCACAAAAAAAAUUAGUAUUAGGUGGUGAAGCAGCUUUAUGGGGUGAGUGGGUCGAUGAAACAAAUAUAUUCGCUCGUUUGUGGCCACGUGCAUCAGCUGUUGCCGAACGUUUGUGGAGUCCCUCAAAUUUCACCACUUCUGCGAUUAAUUCCUGGCCAAGACUUUACGAAAUGCAAUGUCGGAUGGUAUCGCGCGGUUUUUCUGUACAACCUGGAUUCGGGCCUGGAUUUUGCGAUAUUGAACACCAUAUUACACUUCCAGUAUAG
This is a messenger RNA of Dracunculus medinensis (Guinea worm), 1518 nucleotides long. Lineage: Eukaryota; Metazoa; Nematoda; Chromadorea; Rhabditida; Dracunculidae. The record is from the annotation of a GenBank genome assembly.